Messenger RNA from Closterium sp. NIES-67, 1311 nucleotides. The record is from the annotation of a GenBank genome assembly. Lineage: Eukaryota; Viridiplantae; Streptophyta; Zygnematophyceae; Desmidiales; Closteriaceae.
GCAGCGGGCAACGAGGCGUUUCAGGCGGGGCGGCAUGAGGAGGCAGUGGAGCGGUACACCGCAGCCAUCACCAUCACCAUGCCCACGCUCGCCGCCUCGCGCCCCUUCUCAGCUGUCUGCUUCUGCAACCGCGCUGCUGCCAGCCACGCUGCUGGGAACAUUGCCGAUGCCAUUGCGGACUGCAGCAGAGCCAUUGCACUCGACCCGUCUUAUGCCAAGGCCAUCUCGCGGCGCGCCACGUUGUGGGAGAGUGUGCGGGAGUACGAGCACUCCCUGGCGGAUCUCAACCGCCUGCUGCUGCUCACGCACGGCAAGGGGAGCAGCACGGGGGGGAAGGGCAGCAGCGGGAAGAGCGGGGGUGGUGCUAGUGGUGGGGCAGGCAGUGUGGUGGACGAGAGGCAGGUGAAGGAGCGCGUAGGGCGCGUGCAGAAGGAGGUGCAGCAGGCGCACCAGCCCGACCACUACCUCAUGCUUGGCAUGGAGCAGGCAUGCACGGCAGCAGACGUCAAGAAGGCAUACCGCAAGGCAGCCCUGAGGCACCACCCAGACAAGGCUGCGCAGCUGUUGUUUCCGGGAAGGGGCGAUGCAGACGGGUGGCUUAGCAGGGAGCUGGGGGAGGAGAUACAGCGCGAUGCGGACCGGCUGUUCAAGGCCAUUGGCCACGCGUACAACGUGCUCUCGGACGAAAUCAAGAGGGGUGAGUACGAUGCAGAGGAGCGGCUGCGCAAGAUGCGCCCUCACUACUCGUCAGCAGCAGCAUCCGCAACGGCUGCUGCAGCAGCAGACGAGUUCUUUGCGACGUCGUUUGGAUAUGGUGGCGGGCGCAGCAGCACCCACAGGAGCCGAUGGGCCAACGAGAGCACAUGGGAGCGCCGCCACGAUUACUCGGGAGCUGGGAAUCGCACCGGUGGUUCGAGCCGUGGAGGGGGGACUGGUGAUAAGCCAAGGCGAAGCAACCAUGAAGCGCACUCCACCUCUCGGCCCAACCAGCAGCAGCAGCAACAGCCUCACUGGACUGACCGGGCACAAGGUGGUGGGAGCAGUCGGCGCAAUCAGAGCAAUGCAUCGCGACACACUGGUGCUUCUGGGGCAAAUGCCACUGGCAAAAGUGCUGCCGCUGGAGGUGGCGGUGGCGGUGGAGGUGGUGGUGGAGGCAAAUACAGUGACAAUGCCAAAGGGGGUUUUGAAUCCAGAUGGAAGGGGCGCCGUGGUUGGGAGGGUGAGAUGUAUGACGAUGACUAUGACAAUGUCGACGACUACAGCUUUUAUGACUAUUGAUGGAAGCAACAGCGAGGCGUUUUGACUUGUUGC